AUGCCACCAGCGACUUCCAAAGCUCGAAUUGACAAACAAAAGUCGGAUCUAGCGCUGCUGCAGACCCAAAACACUUCCUUACUUAACAAAUAUCAGACACUAACUGGUCUACACAAAAUAGACAAAUCAGCUGAAGAGAUCAUGAAGGAACACAUCGCUAAUUUGAAGAAAUACAACGAACUUAGGGAUACUGGCUUGGGACUCGCACAGAUGAUCGCAGACGAGAAAAGUUGCAAGCUAAGCGAAGUGUUUGAAGAGAUGGGAUAUGAAAUGCAAGAUCGCUUGUGA
Lachancea nothofagi CBS 11611 is the source of this 288-nucleotide messenger RNA. The record is from the annotation of a GenBank genome assembly. Lineage: Eukaryota; Fungi; Ascomycota; Saccharomycetes; Saccharomycetales; Saccharomycetaceae.